GUUGCUGCAUAAUCACCGUUACGCAAGCGACGUGCCGACACAGACAUCCAAUAUGGCGGCAGAUCCAGUCAAGAACCCCAGCAUGGAGGAGUCCACCAUCCCCAGGAAGGAUAUCGACGUCGAGAGCUCCACCGGUGAGACGGCAGUCAUUGCCGAGACGGCAAGAGUCUUGGACCACGCCGCCGAAGUCAAGCUCACCCGCAAAUUCGACUUUCGCAUCCUCCCAAUCUUGGCUGUCAUGUACCUCUUCAACGCGCUGGAUAAGGGAAAUUUGGGGAAUGCUCAGACGGCAGGAAUGUCAGACGACCUGGGCUUCAAGUCCAACCAGUACAACAUAAUCGUCUCGAUCUUCUUCGUGCCCUACGUCAUCUUCGCGCCCCCGAUCGCCAUGCUGGGCAAGAAAUUCGGCCCCAGCCUCGUCCUCCCGAUCCUCAUGUUCUGCUUCGGCACCAUGACCCUCCUGGUGAGCGCGGCCAAGAACUUCAGCGGCGUCUUUGCCCUGCGCUGGUUCCUGGGAAUGGCGGAGAGCGCCUUCUUCCCUCUCGUCAUCUACUAUCUGACGACCUUCUACCGUCGUGGCGAGCUCGCCCGCCGCCUGGCCCUGUUUUACGCCGCCUCCAACAUUGCCAGCGCCUUCGCUGGCCUGCUGUCCUUCGGUGUCUUCCAGAUCAAGUCGCACCGCCUCGAGAGCUGGCGCUACCUGUUCAUCAUCGAGGGCAGCGCCAGCGUGCUCUUCAGCAUCUUCGCCUACCUCUACCUUCCUAGGUCAGCCGCCGAGGCCAAGUUCCUCAGCGCCGAGGAGAAGGACCUCGCCCUCUACCGCAUGCAGGUCGACUCGUCCUCGGUCGUGUCCGAGAAGUUCAAGCUGCGCGAGGCCCUCAAGAUCUUCCGCUACCCGUCCACCUAUGCCUUCCUCGCCAUCGAGGUCUGCCUCGGCGUCCCACUGCAGUCUGUCUCGCUCUUCCUGCCGCAAAUCGUCAGCGCCCUCAAGUACUCCACCGUCAAGACGAACCUGUACACCGUCGCACCCAACGUCACCGGCGCCGUCAUGCUGCUGAUCCUCGCCUUCAGCUCUGACUUCCUGCGCAUUCGAUUUCCGUUCAUCGUGCUGGGGUUCCUGUUCACCUUCUGCGGGUUCAUCAUCUUCGCUAGCAUCGAGGACGUCACUGCUCAGAUCCACGUGGCUUAUUUCGCGACUUUCAUGAUGUGCUGGGGCACUAGUGCUCCCUCGGUUAUUCUGAGCACAUGGUACAAUAACAACAUCGCGGACGAGAACAAGCGUAUUACGAUGACAUCCGUCGGUGUGCCGCUGGCGAACCUGAUGGGUCUCGUGAGCAGCAACAUCUUCAUCAAGAAGGAGGCUCCCAAGUACGAGACCGCUCUGAUCACGACAGCCGUCUUUGGCGCGACUGGUGCUUUCAUUGCGGCGUUGACGGGCGCUUACAUGAUCUGGGACAAUGCAAGGCGCAACAGGAAGGCUGGCGUCAAGACGGACGCCCGAGAUGUCCCUACGUCCAAGCUGAGGGACGGGCCUAGUGUGCCCGAGUUCCGGUGGUUCCUGUAA
Diaporthe batatas is the source of this 1564-nucleotide messenger RNA. RefSeq lists its product as uncharacterized. Gene Ontology annotation, cellular component: membrane. The transcript has 3 exons. Gene Ontology annotation, molecular function: transmembrane transporter activity. Gene Ontology annotation, biological process: transmembrane transport. The coding region runs from base 53 to 1564 and encodes 503 amino acids. The record is from RefSeq and is a predicted model, not a curated record. Lineage: Eukaryota; Fungi; Ascomycota; Sordariomycetes; Diaporthales; Diaporthaceae.